CACGGUUUAGCUUUUGAAGACAGAGAGACCUCCGGCCCGACAUUUCCGAGACUUGUUCCAGUACCUCGAUGCGCUUAAGCACUCUUGUCCCUUCAAUCUCCCAAGAAAUCGUCACCCUAUUCGAAAAUAACGGAAUAGUGACGGACAGGGACCUCUUAUUCAACGAAUCUGCUCUCGACAUCUACCAAAAGCUACCCCGCGAAGUGCUGACACUGUCGCAACUUCGUGCAUUCAUUGCACGCGUCACUGAGCUACUUUCUGCGUCUGGGUCCUGCUCUGCUGACCUACCGGAUAUUCCCCGUUUAAAACUACUCACUGGCGUUGCUAAUUUGGAUGCUCUCACGGAUGGCUUUGCGAGCUCACAAAUAGUUGAAAUUUCUGGAGACAGUGCAUCAGGAAAGACUACAUUUGCGUUGAAUUUGGCUGUCCGCUAUUUGCAGGUACAACGGGACUCUAUUGCGCUAUGGAUUGACACGCGUGGCGAGUUCUCGCCUGAACGAGCCUACCGUACUCAGGCUUCAAUGGACCAUGAGGCCUCAGAUGUCUUGGACCGGCUGCAGGUUUCAGAGGCAUUCGAAAUUGAGGCCGUCUACGAGGUUCUGUGGGCGCUCCCAAUGUCACAGCAGCGCUUCGGCUGCAUCUUCAUCGAUAGCAUCACUCCUCUACUAGGAUCUAAUUUGAGCGCCGUUUCAUCCCAAGGACAUGCCAUCAUGAGUGGCUUCAUGCAACAAUUACGAGCAUUAGCUCAGUCUCUCUCCUUAACAGUUUUUGUAAUCAACAACGCUACGGCUCUCCGAGGAGAUGAUUCAUUGUCUGCCUUUGAAUGGACUGCGAAAAAACCCGCUCUCGGCCCUUCGUUUUCCUUCAUGAGUGAUUCAACCUUAUGGCUUUCUAAAUGUCACGAUCGAGACGAUGCAGCAAUGUAUACUGCUGAAAUGCUUCGAUCCCGGUCGACACAUUCAAGCACCUGGACUCGUUUUCGGAUAUGCGAUGGAGUUUUGAAAUCUGCUUAAUUCUCUCUUACAAUUCGACAUCAUAGCGCCUUUUCCAACGCUAUCACCUCCUCUAUUGCACUAUAAUGUUUGUUCACCGUCAAAGCGUCCCAGGCAACUCGCUUGAGCGGUGCCCUUACCACCGUCUCACCAUAAUUAAAGUUCCUCGAAACGAUACUCUUCACCCCUCCGAUCCCUCCGAUCUUCUGCACGGCCCAAUCAGCGUGUCCCAUCUUGGCUUGCAGCGUCG
Guyanagaster necrorhizus is the source of this 1242-nucleotide messenger RNA. RefSeq names its product P-loop containing nucleoside triphosphate hydrolase protein. Gene Ontology annotation, biological process: telomere maintenance; reciprocal meiotic recombination; DNA strand invasion. The transcript has 5 exons. Gene Ontology annotation, cellular component: Rad51B-Rad51C-Rad51D-XRCC2 complex; microtubule organizing center; replication fork. The record is from RefSeq and is a predicted model, not a curated record. Gene Ontology annotation, molecular function: ATP-dependent DNA damage sensor activity; single-stranded DNA binding; ATP binding. Lineage: Eukaryota; Fungi; Basidiomycota; Agaricomycetes; Agaricales; Physalacriaceae. Bases 69 to 1013 code for a protein of 314 amino acids.